This is a messenger RNA of Alternaria rosae, 936 nucleotides long. RefSeq lists its product as uncharacterized. Lineage: Eukaryota; Fungi; Ascomycota; Dothideomycetes; Pleosporales; Pleosporaceae. Bases 1 to 936 code for a protein of 311 amino acids. The transcript is spliced from 3 exons. The record is from RefSeq and is a predicted model, not a curated record.
AUGGUACUCUUUCUCGCCAUUCUGGCAACUCUUCUCACUCUCAGCGCCGCCCAAACAUAUCCAGAGUGCACUGCCGAAGUCGCACGGAGCGACGACUGCGCCGCGGUCAUCAACGCAAACGCGUGCUACAACAAGUUUCGGUGGAAUGCGCAGACCUUGACGUGUAUAGAUGGUAAUGAUAAUGCGGUAAAGCAAAAGAAGAUAUUUUGGUCCAAAGGCGAGGACAUAACUAUCCAAUGGGACGACAAUUGGCCGAAUUGGGGUGAUGGACCCAUCGGUGAUGAGUCUCUCCUUGAUCUCUGGAUCACGGGCUAUGCCAACGACGCAUAUGUGCGAAAACUACUUGAACUGGAUACGACCGGCGUACGGCAAGGUGGUCAAUGGAACUGGACGGUCGAUGUCCCCAACGAUCGUGCCAACGGCAGUAAUCAUGUGUUUCGGUGGAAAGAGCAUCGCGACGAUGAUGUAUGGGACAACCAUUCGUGGGGAUAUCGAAGCAAGAUGUUUGCGGUAUCAAGGGCUAUUGAGCCUUCUUCAUUGUCAUCUACAACCACAUCGAACUCAGGAGCAGAGUCUACGGCUAUGUCGAACAGCAUGACCACUUCGGACCACGACUUAUCCAACCCACCAAGUCAAACUACAAGCCCCGAGGAUACACCGCCAGGCAACGAUAGAGCUUCCCGCGGUACAAGUCCAGGUGUUGUUGCAGGUGCGGCAGUUGGUAGUCUGGUCGGUCUCCUGGCUAUUGUCGCGGCUUUCAUUCUAGGUCUAAAGAGAGGGAGGACAAGGAAGAAGGGUAAAGCAAGCAUCGUUGACUCUGGCGAUAUGGUGCAGAAUGAUGCGCCUACUUCUGUGACGGCAACGCCAACACCAAUUGAGCAUAACAACGGGUGCUACAAGACGAGCGACUUGCCGGAAUGGGUUGUACCGAGAUGA